GCUGUCGAUUACAGUCCGCCGAUGCGAACGGAACUUUGACGACAACCUCGGAAUGAUAAAUCGGAUCGUAUCGUGAGAUCCAAAGCCGUAAUAUUAAAGUUGUGAUUGUUGGUUAUCGUUGUUUUUAUUAAAUUAAAUUGUUUCAUUAUUUGUUAUAUUUAUUUUUUUGUAUUUCGACGGAUUUGGUGUCCGAGGCGAAGAAAACGGAUAUCUACUGUUACUGCGGCUGGUAGUGAGGUAUACAUAUUUUGGGAGAAGAAACGGCAUGUCAUUAUUGUUAACGCGAUUUUGCAGAUGACGAAUCUGGGAUUUAAGAACACAUUGCACGACAGAAACACUUCCGCAUGGCAACUGAUAAAGAAAUCCACCGUGACAUUACCGUGGCUAUAGGAUUUUAGCAUAGCAAUGGAUCAUUAUUUAAGUAAUCAAGGACGAACACUCAAACUUGGACAACACAUUUAAUUCUAAAAGCUUAGUGGAUUUAAGGGUUAGCGAUGAACUCGUCGUUGGCAGACAAUGAUACGGCCAAAGGUUCUGUCAACACCACAACCAGUUCACAUGAUUUAUUCAAAGACAGACACCUCACCGACUACUUGUUGAUAGUACUGUUCUGCCUUGUCAUAUUGACUACGGUGGUAGGUAACACGUUAAUUAUAUUCGCCGUUUUUACAACCAGACGACUCCGGACAGUAACGAAUUACUUCGUGACGUCGUUGGCUGUUGCUGAUUGGCUUGUAGGAACGUUCGUCAUGCCAAUAGCCGUCGUAUAUCAUGUUACAGGCGAAUGGACGUUUGGACCUUUGAUAUGUGACAUUUGGGUCUCGCUGGACGUGUGCCUAUGCACUGCGUCGAUACUCAGCCUUUGCGCCAUAUCAAUUGACAGAUAUUUUGCCAUCACCAAACCUCUGCGGUACUCAAAAAAACGGAGGUCCAAAAGACUCGCGUCGCUCAUGAUAUUAGUUGUAUGGCUGGUUUCAUUGGUCAUAACGUGUGCUCCACUUUUUGGAUGGUACGACGAAAAGCGACACACUAAAAACACCUGUACCUAUAACCAAAACAAGGUGUACGUGGUGUUUUCGGCAAUGGGCUCGUUUUUCCUGCCACUGGUAGUCGUCGUAUACGUGUAUUUAAAAAUAUCCUGUGUAAUUGCGGAAAGGCACAAUAAACUCGAAGCUCUCAACGGACAAAAAUUAAAGAUAUCCCGUUACAGCCACGAAUCGAUGGAAAGACCAUCGGUGGAAAUGGACGAAAUCGUACGCGUCAGCUAUAAUGUCAGUUUGCGCAGAGGUGACGAUUGCCGGGUUUCGCUGAAGCGCGAGAAUAAAACGGCGCAAACGCUGUCCAUAGUGGUCGGCGGGUUCAUCGCCUGUUGGCUGCUGUUCUUCAUCGUGUACCUGAUUACGCCGUUUUUGCCGGCGUCGGCCAUACCGGAAGACAUGAUGAAGUGGCUUACGUGGCUGGGUUGGAUAAAUUCAGCCAUCAAUCCCUUUAUAUACGCGUUCGUCAGCCAGGACUUCAGGAUGGCAUUUUGGCGGUUGACGUGCAGCUACUGCACGGGGCACAAACCCAACCCAAACACGCCACACAACCGGUUCGUGAUCAGAUACAGUCAUUAUUCGAGGAACCAAGUCUAAACAAAUGCGUUGUUCGGUCGUCUACGAUACAGCCAUAUGAUAUUUCGAUGAUUUAAACAUCUUAAACAAUAUAAUAAUAUAUAUACUUUAUAUGGUGAAAUCUCGUUAAAACGGUGGUCUAUAUACGCAAAACGAAUUUUUUCCUCGUCGAGAUUACAUUGAGACGCGGAAACGAAAUGUGUUUUUAAUGUUUUAACGGGUAUGAAUGUACAAUAUAUUUACUAUAUUAGUAAAACAAAAUUUCCUGUUUAAAUCUCGUCGAAUGUCAUACACGCUGAUAAACCCCAAUUGCACACAACUUAUCUUACUAAUAACCUAUUGCAUUAUUUUUUACUAUUUGUUAUUCUUGAGUUAAUUUUUUAAUUAUUACAAUAUUUCAGAGCUCACACAAUAAUAUUUAUCAUUAAAUAAUAAAAUAAAUUAUUGUAUUUAUCGAGUUUUUUAGAUUUUACUCAUAAAAAACAAACGAUAAUAGAUUUUUGAAAAAAAAAUAUUUUUUAUGUUUUUUACCAAUUAUAAUAAUUUUUUACAUAUUUUUUACUAUCAAACAUUAUUCUUAGUAGUCUAUCUUUGAGUAAGUAAGUGAAAACUAUUCAAAUCAUAGACGUUUUAAUCAGCUAGCUAAAUGCUAUUUAUUUAUUUUCAUAAAAUAUAUUACGUUUAAGUAUAUAUAGAUAAAAUUAAACAGGAAUUUUUUUUUUUUUUGGUCCCAUAAAAUUCCGUUUUAACGAGGUUUCACAGAUCUUAUCCAUAUUAUAUAGAAACAAUACAGUACAUUUAAGUAGACAGCUAGUCAUAGUUGUGUGUUUAUGUAAUGUGUGUAUUUGUACGAUAUAUUGGACGCAGGGUUUGAUCACCAUUAAAUAAUACUGUAAAAUAGCACACUCGGUACCGCUCUGGCCACGAGAAAUUUUUUAAUGGAUUUCCGCGCCACAUCCACUCCAGUCGUGUCGAUUCGUCGACCGACAUAUUAUUACUACUAUUAUUAUUAUUACCGUCGCCAUUCGUGUUAUUAUUAUUACUAUUAUUAUUAUUAUUAUUUUUAUUAUUAUUAUUAUUAUUAUUAUUAUUAUUAUGAUUAUUGUUACGUCGAUUUUAUUUUAUUGUCGUAUAAAAAUUUGACGUACGCGAUAUUGUAUAUUAUACACUACGAACAAUACCUACGAACUGUCGAACUAGAAGAGUAAGAAAACUAUAACACAGCAGCAGUGUCGAUUUCCUAGACGCAGUUAAAUAAUAUACGGAAAGUAAAAACUGAACCAACACUAGUGCGCUGUACAGAUUAUCGAGUAUAACAUAUCGCAAUGUUCGAGCAUUAAACACUUUUCUAUUUAACUAUUCUAUACAUGUACAGUUAACUCAUUUAAUCACCAAACGCGUAAAAAUUAUAUGGGUAUAAAAAAAUACACUAAACCGAUACAAAUAUUUUUGCUCAGUUUCAAUUAAUUUUGAUGAUUUUUUUUUAUCUGCCUCUAAGUUAUAAUAAGCUAAAUUACGUUUUGAUUGUUUCGCCAAACUUAAAUGCCAAUUACGAUUCAACUGAGUAAUGGAAGAAAACACGUAGUCUUUUAUGUUUCUUCGUUCGAUUAAGUGCUAAAUAUUGUUUGCUUUUGUUUUAGUCAAUGAUUCACUAUUAUGGUGCUGUAUUGUAAUUUUUCUUACGAAAUCUUAUUCGUGAAGGUUAAAUACCCACGAUUGUGGUGUAAGUAAACUCGUUGCUCUUGCGUGUAAACAAAUAUAAUAAUAUUUUUAUUUACUGAUUAAAUAUUUUAUGAAUUCGUCUCAUAAACGAUUGUGUGUAAAUAUAACAAUCGUUCAAAAUAAAACAAACAUAAUUGAUUAUAUUGGCAAUGAAUAAUAAAUAUGAAUUCAAACGUUCAAACAUUAACUCACAAUAAACACUUAACUAUACGACUUUGCAAGAAUCAAUACGACUUGCUUAUAUUAUUAUUAGGUAUUUUAUUUCAUUAUAUAAUAUAUACAUAUUUCGAUAAAAAGUAUAAAAUGAAAUUCUCUUUCAGACACAUUUAUUCGCACUUUGCACAUUUAUACGUUUAUCCAUCUUAUAUUAUGCUAACUGAAUACUUUUAGCGGACAAUAGGCAUGCUUAUAUAUUAUGAUAUAAAUGGUUAUAAAAAUGUAAAUGUUAAAAACUCACUCGAAGACGUUUAUGUAGGUAUAUAAGCGCACACAACAAUAAUACGAAAAGGUUUGAAAUUAAUUACCCGCGCUAAACAUAUUGUAUGUCAAGUAAAAGUGAAAAAUACUCUUUGGACAUAAAUAAAUUAUUACAUUUAAUACAAUAUUUACAUUUACCAAUUUUAGACUUGACACGUUUACACAGAAAUAAUUUGAUUGAAUUCGUUAUACAUUAAAAUAUUUGUUGGCUUGUUUAUAUUUUACGGACGAUAAAAUGUAGGUAUAAAUAUUCACUACAAUGAAAUGACAUAAAAUUAGUUACUUAAUAAAAUUUAAAAUGAAUUGUAGUAAAAAAAAAAAAAAAAAAUGGUUAGUUUGAAUGUUAAUGUAAUUUUGUGAUCACAAAGUAUCAUCUGAAUAAAAAAUAAAUAAAUAACGUGUUGAAAAAUGGUAUCAAAUGUAUUAUACUUGUUAGAAGAUAUUUUAAUAUCGUAUUUUAAAUACAAUUUCAACUUACAAGUCACCAUACUCAAAUCAUUGUGCAAAAGGGAAUUUUAUUUUGCAAUAAUUUAAAUUUUUUAUUACAGGUAUGUGCUUGUAAUAAUGCGCAGGUAUUUUGGCCUUUAGGUAAUAUCAAUUUAACUGUAUUUUAAAAUUCAUGAAAUAAUUGUGCGUUUUAAGCGUUAAAUUGCUUGUUUGUCAGUAUUAUUUUUUAAUACGUUUAAAAAGUUAGUAGGUAAUGCAUAAAACAAAUUAUGUACGUUUAUAAUAUACCUGCAAUCACACGUAUCACAAAUUUUCAAAUAAUAUAAUAACAAUAAUAAUUGUUUGGAAAUCCAUCAAUUCCCAAAUAAUAAAAAUUAAAAAUUAAAACACUCCAAAAGUGUUAACUGGAGGAAGUAUAAUUUUAUUAAAAACUUAUUUUCGACAACACCACAGCAGGAAUCUAAUUAGUUUUCUUAUUUGACUAUACUAUUUCUUUUUUUCUUUAGUUAAAAAAAUGACUAAAUAUUAGUUCAAUUCUUACUGUUUAUCACCAAAAUGAUAAAAAUUUACUAAAAUGAUCUAUAAUACUGAUCCUCACCCUUACCGAAUUUUUAUUGUAAUAUUCAAAACAAGAAUAAAAAUCUUAAUUUUAAAAGGCAUUUAACUACUUAUACAAUAUAAUAUAUAAUACAAAUAACAAUAUUAAUAACUAAAUCAAUGUAAAAAUGUAUAGAUAAAAACAAAUUUAAACUAAUAAUAUUACUUUAAUGUCCCAUCGAAACGUAUUUAGAGUAUAAAAUAUUUGUUUUAUUCGACUAGUUUCGACUGCUAUGAGUUCACGAAGAGUGAAUGCUUUCAGCUGACCUGUGAGCAAUCACAAUGACACAAUAUGGUCGAGGUUUUACACUAAUAAAUACAAUUAUCUAGUCACUAAAUAUUACAUAUUUAGCAAAUAUUGCUCUGGAUAAACUUAUUAUUUUCAAAUAAUACUGUGAAUCGUAAUUCGUAAUAAUAUAAUAUUCAAUUCAAAUACCUACGAUCUAAUGCGAGACAGAUCACGAUCUACAGAUUAGUACCUAGUUACAUAAUAUAUAGGUACGACUGCAGAUUACCAUUACUCAGUGUUUGGGAGAGAAAAACUAUCGUUAAAUGGACUAGUGCUGAAAUUUAUAAAGAUUGCGUCAUACAUAAUUAAAAAUUGAUAAAUUUCAACAAACAAAUAUUCAUUAAAUUUUUAAUAAAAAUACAAUUUUACUAUAAAAAAAACUAUUUAGUAAUUAGUAUAAUGUGUACAGUGGCGGACUCGCGGACUGGACGACCGGGAUACCGGGAUAUCGGUCAGCCGCUGCUCAUAUAAAAUAUAUAUUUAUUAAUAUUAUUAUUCUGAAACUAUAAAUUAAAAUAUUACUUAAUAAGUAAUAAGUAUGUAAUAUUAUUAAACAUAAAAACCCAGAUUUCUGAUAAUUUUAAAAUGCGGAACCGGCUUGUGUUCGGCCAGUCCGUUACUUGUUGACAAUUUAUUGUAACAAGUUUAAAAAUGGAAUCUCAAAUAGUUAUUUUUUUUUAUAUAUAUCAAUUAAUUAAAAUAUUUAAAAAUUUAAAAGCUAAAUUGUGUUUACAAAAGAUUAUAAUUAUAUAUAUAUAAAGGACCGUUAGUGUACUCAGGGCCGCUAAAAUUAUGAUUUUGCCGGGCUGUUUUUUCUCCCAGUCCGCCACUAUUUGUGUAUAAUUAUUACUUAUUAGUGUAAUUUAUCAAUGUUAAUGGUCAAUUUUGUUAAGAUUUAUUUUUAUUAGUCACAAUAUUUUAAAUCACCGUUAAUCGUUUUACAUUUUAUUGGCCCAUAUUUAAUGGUUAUAUUAUAUAUUCAAUAUUCAAUAUAUAGAUAUUGGAAAAUCUAAAAAUAUUUUAUUUUAUUGAAAUUUAUGAAUUUUAAAUUAUGUAUAAAAUAAUCCUUAUAGACGUAGAACAUCGGUUAAUCAUAUGAUUUUUACCGAUCACCGUGUAACAAAUAACAUAAAAUUAAAAUACAUUUUAUUACUUAUCAUUUUGUAUUUUAACGUUUACAAUAAUAUCGUUACAUUAUAAAUAACAUUAUUGCGUUACUAUUAUGGAUGUUGAAAAUAAAAUUAUAAAAUAUUAUGCUGUUUCUUGUUUACGGCCCCAUAUUGUUGGUCGUUCUGAUUUUGGCGACAAAUUCUCAAAUAAAAAAAGUCUAUUUGUAUAAAUAAAUGUCAUAAAUGCCAAUUACGAUCUCCUAUUAAUUAAUUAAAUUCCCGUGUUAUGACUGUUAUGAGUAUACAUAUUGUAUCUAAUAUAUAAGACCAUGUAUCGUACAUAAAAUUGGCUUGUUGUUUCUGUGUAUUUUUUUUUUUAACGAAUAUUAUUAUAAAUAUAACUUAUUCUAAUAUGCGUUUACAUUUUGUUCAAACGAACAAUAUUUUAACAAUGCAUUAUAAAUAAUUGAAGUUGUUUUAAUUGAUGUGGUGAUACAAAUUUGUAAAUAAUUUAAAUAUUUACAUUUAAAAAUAUAAGUGUUUGAUAGAUAUACUUCAUUGUUUGUAAGAAUUACAAUUAUAAAAAUAUUAUUAUUAAUGAUUGAUAAAAACGUAUUGCAUACGUAAUUUUGAUUCGUGAUUUUAAAUUCAAAAAUAUAUAUAUAUAUUUUGUUUGAUUGUGAUGUGAUAUUUUUUCAAUAUUAUGUAUUGAGUACGUGAAUAUGUAUGACCAAAAUUUAUAUUAAUUAACUACAAUUGUAUACACAGGUGAGACAAGAAUCA
Messenger RNA from Rhopalosiphum padi (bird cherry-oat aphid), 7037 nucleotides. RefSeq names its product octopamine receptor-like. The coding region runs from base 495 to 1634 and encodes 379 amino acids. The record is from RefSeq and is a predicted model, not a curated record. The transcript has 10 exons. Gene Ontology annotation, molecular function: G protein-coupled receptor activity. Lineage: Eukaryota; Metazoa; Arthropoda; Insecta; Hemiptera; Aphididae. Gene Ontology annotation, biological process: adenylate cyclase-activating adrenergic receptor signaling pathway. Gene Ontology annotation, cellular component: membrane.